Messenger RNA from Erpetoichthys calabaricus (reedfish), 1322 nucleotides. RefSeq names its product zona pellucida sperm-binding protein 3-like. The record is from RefSeq and is a predicted model, not a curated record. The coding region runs from base 36 to 1301 and encodes 421 amino acids. Gene Ontology annotation, molecular function: acrosin binding. The transcript has 9 exons. NCBI's taxonomy places the organism in Eukaryota, Metazoa, Chordata, Cladistia, Polypteriformes, Polypteridae. Gene Ontology annotation, cellular component: extracellular matrix. Gene Ontology annotation, biological process: positive regulation of acrosome reaction; egg coat formation; binding of sperm to zona pellucida.
AUUUCAUCGUACUUUGAAGUUCCUGGUUUCUUAUCAUGGGGUGUAAAGUGAAGUACCAGUUUCCACUUCUCGUGCUUUGGCUGCUUACUUUGUGCUUUGAUGAUAUUUCUGGUUUUUGGAGGUCUGGCUUUCCUCACAAAGCAGUAGUAAUACAGAAAGAGAGUGCCGUACAGCAAAGAGCGGGGUCGCCCGAAACGGUAUCUGCACAAUGCACUGAGUGGGAUGUUAUGGUGACCAUCAACCCUGAUCUGCUAGGCAUUCAGCAUCCUGUCCAGGCGUCCGAUUUGUCAGUAGGAGGAUGUGGCGUGACCAGCCAAACGCCAACGGCCUUCGUGAUUGAGGCUCCGCUUCAGGGCUGUGGCAGCAUCAUUACGAUGCUUGCUGAUGAAAUAGUGUACACCUUCACCCUUGACUACAACCCCUCUCCUCUUCCUGGAAUUCCCAUUAUACGAACCAACCCAGCUGUGGUGCAGAUUGAAUGCCAUUACCCCAGAAACCACAAUGUCAGCAGUAAUGCAUUGAAUCCCACUUGGGUCCCAUAUACCUCCACCAUAUCUGCUCAGGAUUCUUUGGGAUUCUCUCUGGUUAUAAUGAACAGUGACUGGAGUGGACCAAGUUCCUCCAACAUAUUCUAUCUAGGUGACCUCAUCAACCUGCAGGCAUCUGUCGACAGCACUAACCAUGUGCCUCUGCAGCUCUUUGUGGACAACUGUGUGGCUUCAGAUGGUUCUGCCCUAACAUACACCUUCAUUGGGAACAAUGGAUGCUUUACAGACAGCAAAGUGACUGGCUCCAAUUCCCAGUUCAUCACUCCCAGAAUUGCUCCAUCUACCCUCCAAUUUGAACUUGAUGCCUUCAGAUUCUAUGGUGUGGCUACAAGCUCAGUCUUCAUUACCUGUCGUCUGAAGGUGACUUUGGCUUCCCAGGCCAUUGACAACUUGAACAAGGCCUGCACCUACAUAACUGGACUGAGCCAGUGGACAUCUGUAGAUGGCAGUAACCAGGUAUGUAGCUGCUGUGAUGCCAAUUGUGCUACUGGCCAAAAAAGGAGGAUUGAGAUGGCAAGACGCAGACCAGGGAGGAGUGUAAAAACAAUACCAGCUGAAUGGGAGAAGACCCUUGUGGUUGGCCCCUUAUACCUGGAAAAGAAGCCACAACCUGCAGUAUCUGAACAUCUGACCUCUACAGGACAGAGUCCAUCUGGUUCCUUUGUGCUGGUCCUGGGUUCAAUGCUGGUUGUAUUGGGUCUGGCAUGUUCAGCUUUUCUUCUGUUCCUUUUGUACCAGAAACCUCAUUUCUAAUUAAAAUGAAUGGAUCAUGUU